UUUUUGGCGCAGAUCCUGCACGGCUAUUUUCUUUCUCUUGUUAAAGGGGUCAUUCUUUGCGCUCGGGCUUCUGUAAUUUGUCGACGCUCCCUUACAAGAUUUUUUUUGGGGGGGGGGGAGAGAGAGAGAAAAAAAGAAAGAAGAGCGUGUUUCCAGCCGAGGCGGUUUUCCCGACGAACCCGUUGCCCUGGAGGCCUGGUCCGUCCCCUUUGGUGUCCGGCCGGAAUCAUGGAGCCCAGCCACAUGGGGCCGGGCAAGGGGGGCUUCUUCGGCUGCGCUUGCUUCUUCACGGAGAACCUCUUUCUGCCCCGUUACGGCCUCCAUCUUCGCUACUUCGGGGACCCCGAGCAGCUGCGGAGAGAUUAUGGGCCGGCCUUAAGACAACGCGGCUGCAGAAGCGAGGAAGAAUUUAAAGCUGUAAUCCAAGAGGUUGAAAAAGAAGUACAGAGGAGAAAGGAGUUAGAACGCCAGUCAAGAGAAAGAAAAGCAAUCAUUUCUCAGAACUAUAAGCCAAAACAUCCACAGGUCUACACUUUACAGGAAUCAUUUCUGGCCCCAGAAUUCCUAAAAAUGGUCAAAUACUGCACAUCCAGUGGUGCUUGUCUCCAAGGCCUCCUGAGUCAUGUGGAAGUUAUAUCAGAUAAGAGAAUCUAUCGGCUGCCAGUGUUUGGCAAGGAAUUCUGCCAAGCUUUCAUUGAGGAACUGGAAAAUUUUGAACAGUCUGAGAUGCCGAAGGGGAGGCCCAAUUCUAUGAACAACUAUGGGGUUCUCUUAAACGAAUUGGGGAUGGAUGAAGGUUUCAUCACCCCACUGCGUGAGAAAUAUCUGCAGCCCCUCGCGGCGUGGCUGUACCCGGACUGCGGAGGCGGCUGCUUGGACAGCCACAAAGCUUUCGUGGUGAAAUAUGCUUUGCAGGAAGACCUGGAUUUGAGCUCUCACUACGACAACGCAGAAGUGACUCUUAACGUCUCUUUGGGGAAGGAGUUUACAGAGGGCAACCUUUACUUUGCUGAAUUCAGACAGGAUGCCAAGGCCGUGCCCAAGUAUAUUGAGGUGGAACAUAUGCCGCUCUACGGGUUGCUCCAUCGGGGAGGGCAGAUGCACGGAGCUCUGCCUAUUGCUUCCGGGGAGCGCUGGAACCUGAUCAUCUGGAUGCGAGCGUCUGCCAUACGGAACAGCCUUUGCCCCAUGUGCAACAGGGAGCCUCAGCUGGUGGAAGCCGAAGGGUUUGGAGAGGGGUUCACCAGCAGCCUUCAACAGGGACAACCCAAAACAGUGGACGUGUGCUCCUUAACGUAGGGAGAUAACGCAGGAUCUGUUUUGAGCCUUGAUUUCAAUAAAACCAUUCCCAGU
Molecule: messenger RNA, 1353 nt
Organism: Pogona vitticeps (central bearded dragon)
Lineage: Eukaryota; Metazoa; Chordata; Lepidosauria; Squamata; Agamidae
Gene: OGFOD2
Product: 2-oxoglutarate and iron dependent oxygenase domain containing 2
Molecular function (GO): iron ion binding; L-ascorbic acid binding; oxidoreductase activity, acting on paired donors, with incorporation or reduction of molecular oxygen
Source: RefSeq, a predicted model, not a curated record